Messenger RNA from Cylicostephanus goldi, 318 nucleotides. The record is from the annotation of a GenBank genome assembly. NCBI's taxonomy places the organism in Eukaryota, Metazoa, Nematoda, Chromadorea, Rhabditida, Strongylidae.
AUGGCAAUUGUGCUUCGACUAUGCGGUAGCAAUCGUGGUAACGAGCGAAAGGCAGAGAUACGAACGCUGAAUGGAAAUAUCCUGAAAAGACCUCUAUCUCGUCUGUAUCCGUUGGAAAUUCGCGCUCAAGACGAUUACGCAAGAAGAGUUGAGCAUAGGAGAACGCUCUAUAAGCGUAAAACUUCCACAUCCCCCACGAGGAUACAACCCCUUCGUAAGGCUAAUUUCUAUCCCCAUGUGCACGCCAUUGUUGAGACCGGACAAUCUCAGGCUGUCUCAACUGACGACGUCGCAUCCACAGCACACUUCGUCUUGUAG